AGACGGGACUGUGAGGAAUCAGGCUCUUGGGACGGGACUGAAGGGAUCGGGGACCGGAGAAGAGGCGGCUGUAGGGACCCGGGCUCCAGGCGGGACUUAGGGAACCGGGGGCAGAUGCGAGUUCUCCGGCACCUGAGGGAAAGCGGUCUCAGAGGGACAGGAUUGUGAGGACCCGCGCUCCUCAGAGGAGAGGGGUCGGAGCGGAGCCGGGCGUGCGGACCCGGGCUCCUGAGGUAAAAGCGGAGCUGGGAGGACUUGGACUCCUGCGAGGCAGAAGCGGGACAGGGAAGACCCAUGCGCCCGAGGACUCAGCAGCAGAGCAGCGAAGACUUAGGUCGUUGAGGGGCGGAAAAAUUGAUUGGUCUUGGUCCUCAUACCUCCAGGAAGAAACAGGAUCUCGAUAAGCUCUAUGAGCUGAAGUCCAAAGCUCGGCAGAUUAUGAACCAGUUUGGCCCCUCAGCCCUCAUCAACCUGUCCAAUUUCUCAUCCAUAAAACCAGAACCAGCCAGCACCCCUCCACAAGGCUCCAUGGCCAAUAGCACUACAGUAGUAAAGAUACCAGGCACGCCUGGGUCUGGAGGGCGUCUCAGCCCUGAAAACAAUCAGGUGUUGACCAAGAAGAAAUUACAAGACUUAGUAAGAGAAGUGGAUCCUAAUGAACAAUUGGAUGAAGAUGUAGAGGAGAUGCUGCUGCAGAUUGCUGAUGAUUUUAUCGAGAGUGUAGUGACAGCAGCCUGCCAGCUUGCUCGGCAUCGCAAGUCCAGCACCCUGGAGGUGAAGGACGUCCAGCUGCACCUAGAGCGCCAGUGGAAUAUGUGGAUCCCAGGAUUUGGCUCUGAAGAAAUCCGACCCUACAAAAAAGCUUGCACCACAGAGGCUCACAAACAGAGAAUGGCAUUGAUCCGGAAAACAACCAAGAAAUAACACAUGGAAAGAUCAGGGAAUGGACAACAUUGUAUUUGGAGAUACUUGAGCUGAGACCUCAGCCAUCUCAUCUUUGGAUUUUUUUUUUAAUGCUUUACAGAGAAGCAUAUAUUUUUUAUUAACAGUGCAGCAAUAUCUAUAAUGACUGAGAGGAUCUGCCAAAAGAAUAAAGCCUCCUGCCCCCACUUUGGCCCCUUUUCCCUGCCGUCUCAAAGAGGAGCAAUUUAUCUUCCAGAGAAGAUUUUAUUUGUGGUUUAUUAUAUAAGUGAUUGAAUAUGGGACAAAGCAGUAUGGUCUUGUUUGGUGAGACAGUAUUAGCAGGAUUGGUAGAGGUUUUUGUUUCCUUCUCCCUUCCUCUUCCCCUGUACUUUGUAAUGUCAGUGUUUAUAUGAAUAUGACUUUCAUUUGCUUUUCCAGAAUAAAAAAGUUAUAAUUGAAAGACA
This is a messenger RNA of Myotis myotis, 1367 nucleotides long. RefSeq names its product TATA-box binding protein associated factor 12 (gene TAF12). The transcript is spliced from 6 exons. Bases 439 to 924 code for a protein of 161 amino acids. NCBI's taxonomy places the organism in Eukaryota, Metazoa, Chordata, Mammalia, Chiroptera, Vespertilionidae. Gene Ontology annotation, cellular component: SLIK (SAGA-like) complex; transcription factor TFIID complex; SAGA complex. The record is from RefSeq and is a predicted model, not a curated record. Gene Ontology annotation, molecular function: DNA binding; protein heterodimerization activity; TBP-class protein binding. Gene Ontology annotation, biological process: RNA polymerase II preinitiation complex assembly; DNA-templated transcription initiation.